Molecule: messenger RNA, 1433 nt
Organism: Botrytis deweyae
Lineage: Eukaryota; Fungi; Ascomycota; Leotiomycetes; Helotiales; Sclerotiniaceae
Exons: 2
Coding region: 190-1224 (344 amino acids)
Source: RefSeq, a predicted model, not a curated record
UUUUCCAGAUUUCCCAAGACAAUUGAUUUCGAGAUCCUAAAAUCUCCCUGAUUCGAAAUCUGCAACGAAAUCUUUACUUUUCCCAAGUUUGAGAAAUAUAAUUUUGGCUAGACUUGCUACAAAACUUUUGGAGUGUGGUGUUGGCAAAUCUGGCACAACCCAAUAACCAGUUCUAACACCAACGGCGACAUGCUGCCUCCUGUCGAAGAGUCCAUUCUUCAGAGUAACCCCAAGUUUGCAGAGUUGUACAAAAAACUUUCAACCAAUAUUUUAAAUCCUAAUGGCUCUACUAAAAAUCAUCCAGCUCAGAAAGAGCGGGAUGCAGUCUCUGGGGCACUCAAAACUGCCAGAAUAGAAGCCGCAAAGUCGCAGAUCCUAAUCUCUUCUCUGUCGUCCCUGGACCUUUCACCACCGCCUCCUAUCCCCGCGAAACCUCGAACGCGAACUUCUCAACCCGCACCCCCAAGAAAGGCUGCCGAAUUACCAGAUGAACUCAUUGAACUAGUUAUUCUCCUCACAGCAAAGCUCUCUCUUCCCUCAAGCUCUCUCUCCAAACGCGAUAUUACCCUCUUAGAAUCCACACCGACAUACCAUUCCCUCUCAACCCACCUUCCACACCUGAGCGCACUCCUCAGCACCAACCUCCACAACACCGCCCUAUCCCUUUCGCGAAUCCUUUCCCCGACAACAAACGCUUCUUUCUUGCACCGCCAAAUCCCCAAUCUCCUUCCUAGCGUCUUGACCCUGCAAUCCACUCUGCUCACGCAAUCCCAUUCUCUCGCUCUCGCCCGCACAACCUUAACCAACACCACCACGCAGCUCCUAACGUUAUACCACCGCGCCACAGCCCUCAUAAUUCAGCUUCUCGAGCGUUCAAAACACGGCCCCAUUACCCGACACACUAUUUCCAAAAUCUCUCUUCUCUCCCUCCAAUCCCAGACUAUCUCUCACGAAUUGCAACUCAAGUAUGUACAAGGAGAAAAAAUCAUCUACGACGAACGGACAACCGAAGCUUUGCAAAAUUAUAUGCGGGAAUUGCGUGGGGGUAGGGAGAGGCUGAAGGAGAGAGGGAAAUUGAAAGAAAGGGAUUUGUGGGGAUAUGGAGUAGGAAGAGAAGACGAGAGGAAGGAGAGGCAGAUGAGGGAGAUUGCGAGGGUAUACGGGGAACUUAGGGAAGAGCUGCAGGAGGUGAAAAGGGAUGUGGAGAGGUUGAGGGGAAGUUGAUCGCGUGGAUCAGUGAUAGAGAAAGAGAAGGACAGGAUGAUUUAUGAUUUUACGAUUUUGAUGAUCAGACGGAAAGAUGGAUGAACUUACGGCUUGAAAAGAUCAGAGGAGAGUUGGUGUUGCAUUGAGAGAACUGAAAGACAUGAUAUUUCUAUUGGGGAUGCAAUGAAUGGUAAUACUUUGAUCAAUUUAAUUGAAUUCAAUAACAA